Molecule: messenger RNA, 2873 nt
Organism: Ostrinia furnacalis (Asian corn borer)
Lineage: Eukaryota; Metazoa; Arthropoda; Insecta; Lepidoptera; Crambidae
Product: cytochrome P450 CYP12A2-like
Exons: 10
Coding region: 230-1756 (508 amino acids)
Molecular function (GO): iron ion binding; oxidoreductase activity, acting on paired donors, with incorporation or reduction of molecular oxygen; monooxygenase activity
Source: RefSeq, a predicted model, not a curated record
UGUUAUCUGUCCAGUGUCCAUACGAGUUUCAACGAAACAUGUUGUCAAUAUACUGAUUAUGAGGUGUAUUAAAUAGUAUAAUUUCUUCUUUAUUGAUAACACGUUGAACGUGUUUGUUUUGAAAAUGAUUACAAACUGUGACAGUGAUUUUAGUUUGUUUCUUAUCAAACAAAACUUAUCAGGCAAAACAAGUGUUAACACUCAGCCAGAUUUGUGAACAAUAUUGUGAAUGAUACAAAGGAAAAUGCACGCGUACAAAUUGAAGCCAGUGUUUUGUUUGGCAGGAGUUACCAAAACGGUCGUGAGAACCGCAACGGUGAAUGCCACACAGACAGAUAAAUUGCCUGUCAAAUCAUGCAAGGAUAUUCCCGGACCUUCUUCUCUACCUCUCGUAGGUCCAAUGCUUCAUUUUCUUCCUGGAGGAGAUAUGCACAAUUUGGCGGCAUUCGAGUUCGGAGAGGCUCUUUAUAAGAAGUAUGGACCUAUUGUUAAGUUAUCUGGAUCGUUUGGUAGAGACGAUAUUUACCUAUUAUUUGACGCAGAAGCCUCCGCGCAGGUACUCAGAUCUGAAAACUGGUUACCAACGAGACCUGGCAUGGAAUCAUUGGUAUACUACAGAAAAUCAACGAAAAAGUCUGAUCAACCGACAGGGUUGGUUUCUGAUCAAGGAGAACAUUGGAAACAGUUCCGCUCUACAGUGAACCCAGUCAUGCUGCAGCCAAAAACCAUAAAAUUAUAUAGAAAUGCACUUGAUGAGGUGGCUUUGGAUAUGGUUAAAAGGAUGAAAUCUAAUCGCGGUGACGACAAUAUACUCAAAGGCAAGUUUGACAUGGAAAUGAACCUUUGGUCCUUAGAAUCAAUAGGUUUAGUGGCCCUCGGGCGUCGUCUCAACUGCUUCGACCCAAACCUACCACCUGAUUCUCCAGCAAAAAAACUGAUUCAGGUCGUACGUGACAUAUUUGAAGCCGCCAAUGAUUUAGAUUUUAAGCCUAGUUUGUGGAGGUAUUAUUCUACAAAAGCCUUUAAGAAUGCUAUGAGGGUUUACGAGGAGCAAGAAAAGAUUGCAAAAUAUUUUAUCGACAAAACUAUACUAGAUCUUAAAUCUGGUAGCAAAACAAAGCCUGACGAUGAAAAGGGUGUUCUAGAAAAGCUACUUGAUAUAAAUGAAGACGUUGCGCUAAUAAUGGCUUCAGAUAUGCUCCUGGCCGGAGUGGACACGACUUCAAAUACAAUGACUGCAACACUGUACCUUCUGGCAAACAAUCAAGAGAGGCAAGAUAAGCUGAGAGAAGAAAUUCUAUCUAAAUCUGAGAAAAGAACCUAUCUUAAGGCCUGCCUUAAAGAAUCGCUGAGAAUGAUGCCAGUAGUUACCGGAAAUGCCAGACGAAGCACUAAAGACUAUACUCUUCUCGGAUACCACAUACCGAAAGGAUCGACCAUUACAUUUAUGCAUCAAGCGAUGUCUAUACUUGAGGAAUAUUAUCCACGUCCAAAGGAAUACCUCCCUGAAAGAUGGAUCGUUGGUAAAGAUGACCCAUUGUUUCAUGGGAAUUCUCAUCCUUUCGCGUACAAUCCUUUUGGAUUUGGGGUGCGCAGUUGUAUUGGGCGUCGGAUAGCCGAGUUGGAGUUGGAGACCUUUCUGUAUAGGUUAAUAGAGAAUUUCAAAGUGGAGUGGUUUGGAGCCCCCAUCCAAGCUACGGCAUCAUCUUUGAACUACAUAACAGGACCUUAUAAUUUUGUAUUUAAAGACGUAUAAGAAUGGAAAGCUGAAACAACGAUAAAGACCCAUAUACUUUCUAAAUUUUCAUACGCUCGCAGCAGCAACAUGCUCGUAAAUAACGAGAUGCUUUCAUGAUACAUGCGACGCCGACAGAUGACACAAUUGAAAAAAAAACCAUUACAAGUUUAAUGAAGAAACGUGCAGAUGCAAGACUAUAAAUCAAACAUACUUCAACAACAUUUUACUAACGAGAUAUUAAGAACAUGAACACUCAUGAUUCGUCAACGUAAACCUAAAGACCAUUUUCAUUAUCACUGAAAGAGAUUAAAAUUCAAGGGGAAAUCAAUUUUCACCGUUUUAUCGCGCGCAUUAAUUUGUUCAGGUGGGGAUUCUUGGAUGGCUCAAACUUUAAGUGUAAAUGUGAUUGUGUUCCCUAAGUAGUCGAUGAAGGACAAUGUGAUGUUGUGCCCUGUGUGCCCAAACAACUGCACGCAGAAAGGUUUAAUGAAUGCUACUGACAACGCCAUUCUUGUAGCGGAGAUUUCGGCUGACACUGUAUAGGUAUCUAUAGGUUUGUUGUCGACACGACAAGAAGAAGAAUCAUUAAUUUUAUAAGUCACCAAACUAUGUAGCAUUGCCGUGGGUGGAUUAACAAUCAAUCGCGUUACAAAACACAUUUUUAUAUGAUACACCUGAAUAAUUUUAAGUUUAAAUCACAAAAUAUUAUUGUACGUAUGUCACUGACGAAGUCAGAGGACAGACUGAAGGAGUUACUACAAGUAUAUGUGCAAGUAGUGCAGAUAGUGAUGUGACGUUUCUAUAAACAAUAAGAGUGAGCGGUGGUGGUUAAGCUAUCCCUUUCACUCCUUGUGAUUGUAUGUUUUUAAGUUUUCUAUAGGUUACAGAUAACGCUACCUGCUAAUUAGCAUAUUUUGAGAUAAGAUUUAGGCUAACAUGUGGUAUUUUUUGUUAUCUCCACUCUCUAUUGUUAAUGUAUAAUUGCAAAGGAAUGUUAAACUAGCUGAAGUACGUACCAACCAAACUUCCCCUAAAAACAAAACUUGAACUGGAAAAGGGUUAUUAUUAAAUGUAAAUGUUUUCUGUUUUUUAGAAAUUACCGUAAACUGUAUUCAAAUCACCUCGGUGCUGCAAU